Molecule: messenger RNA, 1490 nt
Organism: Solanum dulcamara
Lineage: Eukaryota; Viridiplantae; Streptophyta; Magnoliopsida; Solanales; Solanaceae
Product: B3 domain-containing protein At2g36080-like
Exons: 3
Coding region: 119-1063 (314 amino acids)
Molecular function (GO): DNA-binding transcription factor activity; DNA binding
Source: RefSeq, a predicted model, not a curated record
GAGUUUCCAGAAAAUUAAAUUUAAAAACAGCCUUCCUACCUGUCUCUUUAACGUUUCCUACGUCAUUUAUAACCCCAUUGUUCUCUCCUCUUAUCUUUCCAUCUCUUUCUUGUGAGACAUGUCCAUAACCCACUUCUCUUCACAAAACUUCAAGCAGAACUAUUUUUUUGGUGCACAACAAGAACACUACUAUUUCAUGGAAGAAUCAUCUAGAAAUUCUUCGUCUCCUCCGAAGCAAAACAGCAACCAAUUAGAAGAAAUUGAAAUUCCAAAAGAACAUUUGUUCGAGAAGCCAUUAACGCCGAGCGAUGUCGGGAAGCUUAAUCGAUUAGUUAUCCCAAAACAGAACGCGGAGAAGUACUUUCCUCUUAACGAGUCGAUUAAUGAUUCAGGCGAAAAGGGCUUUUUACUGAGUUUCGAAGACGAAUUGGGGAAAUUAUGGAAGUUUCGUUAUUCGUAUUGGAAUAGUAGCCAGAGCUAUGUAUUGACUAAAGGAUGGAGUCGUUUCGUGAAGGAGAAGAAAUUAGAUGCCGGUGAUGUUGUUUUGUUUGAGCGACAUCGGGUAGACGGUGACCGGCAAUUUAUUGGCUGGAGGAGGAAGAAUGGUGCUGCUGCCGCCUCUGCAACCAUCUUUGCUCCGCCGGGAGGUGGUGGUGGUGGGUGGGGUCAGGUGCAUCGGUAUCCGUCGGCAGGUGUUCCAUACCACACUGACUUUCUUCACGCAGGUAGAGGAGUACCAAUGCACAACCAAUUAACAGCAGCAAAUGGAAACAACACUAGGAAACAAGUACGGUUGUUCGGGGUGAACCUAGAGUGCGAGGUCGAUGACUCGUCUUCGUGGUCUGAAUCAUCGACCCCAGAUGGUUCAAUAUCAUCGAAUCAUUACCAACAAGGUCAGGAUUACUAUCAGGGUCAAGCUGGUCAACACCAUUUCCAAUACCAAGUCCAUUAUUCCAAUCCUCAUAUUGUUCCUGCAGCUUCAUCCGAUAAUAAUAACCAUCAUUAUAACACGGAUAUGGAUUACUCGAGAGAUGUCAACCAUAUGAGAUAUCACCAGGGAUAAGAUCUGUGGAUGUGACAUAAGCAUUGACCAUUAUGGGCCACUUGGAAUAUAAAAAACAAGCAAUUAAAAGAAAAAAAGAAAUUUCAAAAGGGAAAAUCCCAGAUUUUCUGGCUACUUGCUCUCCCAAAAGGGUGAUGCAUAUCAUCUCCAAGUCCAGGGGGAAAGUAAAUGAAAAGAAGUUGGAAUUUUGAAAGAGACAUCAGGGUAUUCUUGAGGGGGUUGGGUAGUUGGACAGCUGAGAUGGGCCAAUCCAAAAAUAGAUUGACGCAAACAAAAGCUCAAAUGAAAUAAUUUGGGCCAUUUGUUUGCAAAAAUCUUGUCGAUUCCAGCUUAUUUGAGACGGAGGCAUACUUGUUAUUUUUUCUUUACAAGAACAUAUAGAUAAAGGAGUUCUUUCUUUUUUGUUGUUGUUAUUGUUGGGGGGUGG